AUGCCCACUGCUAAAUAUUUGUCUGAAUAUUUCGCGAUAGAUAUUUUAUUGAGAUUAUUUUUAUUUUCAUUGUACGGUGUGUUUCAAUUAAUUCCUCCUUUUAAACGUGUUAUUCAUCCUGAAGAAGUUUGGCUGUACAAAAAUCCAGUAACGGCCAGUUAUUGUCCAAUAAAAAUAUUAUGGGAAAUUGUAGUUGUGACGCCUUCAGCAACUAUAUUUGCCAAUUACAUUUUCAGUAAAAACAGAAUAGAUUUAAUUCAAGCAUUCCUUGCUUUUUCUUUAACUCUUUGUCUAAAUGGAGCUCUUACAAAUAUUUUAAAAGUAGUCGUGGGUAGACCUCGUCCAGACUACUAUUACAGAUGUUUUCCUACAGGAGAAGGGCAUCCGCAAAUUGAAUUUUGCACUGGUGAUAUUAAUGUAGUGCAUGAAGGGUUAAAAAGUUUUCCUAGUGGUCAUUCUUCGAUUGCAUUUGCUAGUUUAGGAUUUUUAUCAUUGUACUUAGCUGGAAAAAUGCAUUUAUUUGCCCCUAGUGGAAAAGGGUCAACUUGGAAAUUACUACUAUUUUUGUGCCCUUUAUUUUCAGCUUCUUUGGUUGCCAUAAGUCGUUUAUGUGAUUAUCAUCAUCAUUGGCAAGAUGUAUUGUGUGGGUCCAUUCUUGGCUUUACUAUUUGUUGGCUUUGUUACCAUAAUUAUUAUCCAUCCCUUCAAGAUGAGCAUUGCCAUUUGCCUUGGGUUCAAAUAAAUAAAAAACAAAUUAAAGAAUUGACAGUUAAAGAUAUUUGA
Messenger RNA from Pediculus humanus corporis (human body louse), 783 nucleotides. Its product is annotated as Lipid phosphate phosphatase, putative. Lineage: Eukaryota; Metazoa; Arthropoda; Insecta; Psocodea; Pediculidae. Gene Ontology annotation, biological process: phospholipid metabolic process. Gene Ontology annotation, molecular function: phosphatidate phosphatase activity. The record is from RefSeq and is a predicted model, not a curated record. The coding region runs from base 1 to 783 and encodes 260 amino acids. The transcript is spliced from 4 exons.